Molecule: messenger RNA, 630 nt
Organism: Coffea arabica (coffee)
Lineage: Eukaryota; Viridiplantae; Streptophyta; Magnoliopsida; Gentianales; Rubiaceae
Source: RefSeq, a predicted model, not a curated record
AUGAACCCCGUUUAUGAGGUGGUGGAGAGGAGAUUCUAUGAAGCCAGGUAUUGCUUGUGGAUGAGAUGGGUUACGGUUUUGGGAGUGACGGUGGUGGCUCUCCUGGUGCCAAAUUUUGCUGAUUUCUUGUCUCUAGUUGGGAGUAGUGUAUGCAUCGUUCUGGGUUUUGUUUUGCCGGCUUUGUUUCACUUGAUCGUGCACAAGGAAGAAUUGGGGUGGCAAGGUUUGGCUCUAGAAGUGGCAAUUGUAGCACUGGGUUUAGCAUUUGCGGAUCGAAAUGGUAUUGCCGCUGGAGUCAGAGGCAAAGGAGAAGCAGCAGUUUGUGAGAAUCCUGGGCUGGGCAGUGGCUUCAUCUUCUUAAUGUAUGGAGGAAUUGGAAUUUUGGGGUAUUUUGCUUUCAGUGAAGAGACCAAAGUUAUAAUCACGACCAAUUUUGGGCAGGGACUAUUGAGCAGCCUUGUUCAGUUGGGUUUGCGCAUUAACCUAUUCUUUACUUUCUUACUGAUGAUGAACCUUGUUUAUGAGGUGGCGGAGAGGAGAUUCUGUGAAGCUAGGUAUUGCUUUGUGGAUGAGAUGGGUCACGGUUUUGGGAGUGACGUUGGUGGCUCUCCUGGUGCCAAAUUUUGCUGA